AUGAUGUGGGCCUUAUCUCCUUUCAGUAGUAUCAUUUCUACUUGGAAGGAAAAUUCUGUCAUGGAAUUCUUUGACCAUGCCAGCUGGGUACUUGUACAAGAGGAGCUUGAUCUGUUUGCUUUUAUUAUGUGGAGAAUUUGGCAUGAUAGAAAUAAAUGGGUCUUUGAGAAUAAAAGAUUUGAUGCGCUCUAUUCGUACAAACUGGCAAAGAGUAGUCAUGAUGAGUCUAGAGCAGUGAUGAUAUCCACGGGUAGGGGAGCAACAGAGAAACAAAAACGCUGGAAACCUCCUUCACAAGGCUUUGUUAAGGUGAAUACUGAUGGUGCAUUUGUACCCAAUAACAGAGUUGGUGGUGCCGGGGUUGUUAUUAGAAACAACAGAGGGGAAAUCGCGGUGGCAAGAACCAUUCCUCUCUUUGGUGUCACUACUCCUAGACAUGCAGAGAUUUUGGCAAUCUCAUGUGGGUUACAAUUGGCGUUGGAGCAAGGGUAUAAUGCUUUGGAACUUGAAUCGGAUGCUCAGGCAAUAAUACAAGCAAUUCAAAUAGAUGAGGAGAACCUUGCAAUUGACGGGCACCUGGUGGAAGUGAUCAAACUAUUGAUGCGGCAUUUUAGUACAAUCUUUUGUGGCUAUAUCCCAAGGGAAUGUAAUAGAGUUGCCCAUGAACUUGCAAGUUAUGCUAUUAGGCAGCGUAACACUUGUACUUGGUCUGAUCAAUUGCCAUUAUGGCUGCUGGAAUGUACCCAGGCUGAUAUAAGGGCCUAG
Rosa rugosa (rugosa rose) is the source of this 765-nucleotide messenger RNA. RefSeq lists its product as uncharacterized. Gene Ontology annotation, molecular function: RNA-DNA hybrid ribonuclease activity; nucleic acid binding. Bases 1 to 765 code for a protein of 254 amino acids. Lineage: Eukaryota; Viridiplantae; Streptophyta; Magnoliopsida; Rosales; Rosaceae. The record is from RefSeq and is a predicted model, not a curated record. The transcript has a single exon.